AUGGGGCUUCAGUUCCUGUUCUUCCCCAGCUUUUGCACGCCUCUUAUGAGUAGUCUUCUCUUCAUCGUGUCAUUGAUCACAAUCCUAUUCAGAACCAGCAACAGAACUCAGAAGAACCUUAACCUUCCCCCAGGGCCACGGAUGCUUCCUUUUCUGGGAAGCAUGCACCAUCUUCUUAUUGGCUCUGAAAACCAACCCAACAUCACCCUCAGAAACUUAGCCCAAAAGUAUGGCCCUCUCAUGCAUCUCAAGCUCGGAGAAAGAUCAACCAUCGUGGUUUCUUCCCCUGAUGUUGCCAAACAAGGGUUCAAAACCCACGACCUCAUAUUUGCUCAAAGACCCAAUCUUCUCAGUGCAGAGAUCUUCCUGUACAAUUCCACUGAGAUUGCUUUUUCCCCCUAUGGACUCUACUGGAGGCAUCUGAGGAAACUAUGUACGCUCCAAUUGUUCAGUCCCAAACGAGUAAGAUCAUUCCAAUCCAUAAGGGUAGCAGAAGUGGGAAAACUUGCAAGAGACAUUUCUAUGAACAUCGGGCGUGCAGUGAACCUGGGGGAGAAGAUCUAUGCAAUGACGUUCGCAAUCGUUACAAGAGCAGCUUUUGGGGAUACGUGUAAAGAUCAAGAGGCGUUUAUUUCGGUUGUGAAGGAGAUGGUUACGAUGGUUCGGCUUCAGGGUUUCGCUGUCAACGAUCUUUUUCCAUCGAAGAAGUGGCUUCAGGUGAUCACCGGAGAGAGGCGGAGAUUCGAGGAGAUUCACCGGAAAUGUGACGCCCUGCUUCAGAAGUUGAUCGAUGAGGGAGUGUCAACGAGUGGGGAGGGAGAAGAAACAGAGAGUCUUCUGUAUGAUCUGUUGAACUUGAGAGAUCGCAGUGGACCAGAAGAAUCUCGCUUGACCAUCAACGACGCCAAAUCUGUAAUUCUGGACGUGUUCAUUGCUGGAACUGAAACAUCAUCUACACUGUUAAAAUACGCAGUUCUAGAAUUGCUGAGAAACCCAGAACUGCUAAAGAGGGCGCAAGCAGAAGUGAGACAAGUGUUCAACAAGCAAGGUCAUGUGAGAGAAGAAGAGCUUGAUGAACUCAAGUACAUGAAAGCUGUGUUGAAAGAGACCAUGAGGCUUCACCCUCCAUUGCCAUUGCUGGUUCCAAGAGAUAGUAGUGAGAGUUGUGAGAUUAAUGGAUUCACAAUACCCCCAAAAACCCAGAUGCUUGUGAUUGCAUGGGCCAGUGGGAGGGAUCCAACUCGGUGGGACAGAGCAGAAGAGUUUGUGCCAGAGAGGUUCUUGGAGUCUGAGAUUGAUUAUAAAGGUCUGAACUUUGAGCUCAUCCCUUUUGGGGCAGGAAGGAGGAUUUGCCCUGGAAUCACUCUUGCUCUUGCUAAUGUUGAGCUUCCUCUUGCUAAUCUUCUGUUCCACUUUGACUGGCAACUUCUUGAUGAGCACACAGCAACUCUUGAUCAAGAUCUCUUGGCCGUUCCUGUUUCUUACCAUCAUGCCCCUUCUUUAGGGGAAAGUUACAUCUAG
Prosopis cineraria is the source of this 1521-nucleotide messenger RNA. Its product is annotated as desmethyl-deoxy-podophyllotoxin synthase-like. The coding region runs from base 1 to 1521 and encodes 506 amino acids. Gene Ontology annotation, molecular function: iron ion binding; oxidoreductase activity, acting on paired donors, with incorporation or reduction of molecular oxygen; monooxygenase activity. The transcript has 2 exons. The record is from RefSeq and is a predicted model, not a curated record. NCBI's taxonomy places the organism in Eukaryota, Viridiplantae, Streptophyta, Magnoliopsida, Fabales, Fabaceae.